Protopolystoma xenopodis is the source of this 603-nucleotide messenger RNA. The record is from the annotation of a GenBank genome assembly. Lineage: Eukaryota; Metazoa; Platyhelminthes; Monogenea; Polystomatidea; Polystomatidae.
AUGUCUGUCUGUCUGUCUGUAUGCCUGUUUGCCCGUGUGUCUUUCGGCCUGUCGAGGUGUGCGCCCAAGUGUGCCAACUUCACAGCGAGCGUCGAUACCAAUGGCACUGCAACUUGGCAUCUGUCGAGCCGUCGAACCGUCGAAGCGUCGGUCAGUCACCAGUUGUCCUCACUACGGGGCCGACAGACGAGUGGACAGACAACCGAUAUACUCAUGCACAAACCACACUAUCACUCGUCCUCUCCUCUUUCUCAUACUCCUCCUACUCCUACUCCUACUCCUACUACUACUUCUCUUCCUCCUUCUCCUCAUCUUCCUCCUCCUCCUCCUAUGGGUCCAGGCCUAUGCAUACAUGCACAGGCACACAUUGACACGCAAAGAAUCGGACGUGAGACCCAAGCACGAGGCUCCGGUAUACCAGAGACAACACGAGCACGCAAUCACGUCAUGUCCGAGGAGGAUGACGUGGCUUGUGCGUUUGAUGCUGUUGUUACUGUUGGUAUGGUUGGUACUGAUGUUGAUGUUGGUACUGAUGAUCGUGUUGGUAAUGAUGAUCGUAUUGUUGCAGUUGACGCUGUUAGUACUAAUGCUUUGUGGUGCUGA